CUGGACACUCUGUUCGGACGUCCUCGUAAAGGAGCAAACAACUCCCCUCGGCCUCACUCGGAUUUGGGGCUGCCCGGCGGUGGCAAUGGUUUCCACGGUGGAGCAGGUCCAGGGGGAGUCGCAAAUGCAGGAGGCGAUAAGGCCGGCGGCUACGGAGGCGCCACGAGCAAUCACAACGAGGGUGGACACAGUAAUAGAUCCGCCGAGAUAGCAGCCCUCAGUCAGAAAGAACUGGAGGUUCGCUUCGAGGCACUUCUGAAUGAUAUGAAUUUAUCAGAGGCCAAAAAGACUCCGCUGUUAAAUAUGCCCGACGAUUACAAACGCAAAAUGUUGGUAAUGCACUUGAAAGGUGCUUCAGAUGAAUACCGUCCACAUUCCAAAUUCGACAAAGCUCACGAUUAUAUAAAUUAUUUAGCACAACCAGAAUUAAGUCUGAAUAAAACGCAUGCGUGCGUUGAAAGUUUAAGAAUCGCUCUGACGAACAAUCCCUUAAGCUGGGUACAAGACUUCGGAACAAAAGGUUUGCAACAGCUGCUUGAAACGCUGAACGAAUGCUACAGGAAAAA
This is a messenger RNA of Ctenocephalides felis (cat flea), 566 nucleotides long. Its product is annotated as protein diaphanous-like. The transcript has 3 exons. Lineage: Eukaryota; Metazoa; Arthropoda; Insecta; Siphonaptera; Pulicidae. Gene Ontology annotation, biological process: actin cytoskeleton organization. The annotation marks the transcript as partial. Gene Ontology annotation, molecular function: actin binding; small GTPase binding. The record is from RefSeq and is a predicted model, not a curated record.